AUUUGGUGUGGUGCUAUUCUUGCACUUUGCAUCCGAUCAGAACAAGGGAGAAAGAGACCCUGGAGAGGAUUAAAAAUUUUUGAUUGGGAGGCGAUCCGUUAGCGAAUUGAUGGCGCACGGAUGGCGGCUGUGGGGAGAGCUGAGCUUCAUGGGCAGAAACGUCGAGCUGACGAUGAGCUUGAAGGAGAACAACCGCUGACCAAGAGGUUUGGGCGCCUUCGCAUUGGACGAGUCCUUGGAGCUCCAGACGCCGCCGGGCAUGUCGCCACCCCGGCCGCACAUGCCGCUGCUCUUCCCACGGCCCGACGUGCGUGCAAGUUCAACGAAGAUGGGAUGCAAAUCGAUGAUACGAAAACAAGAGUGUACAUUAAUGAUCUAGAAAGCGAAAUAGCGGAGAUAGAGGCCGAGGAAAAGGACCACGCUAUCGAAUUCCUCCCCGAGAUCGAGAAGAAACUCAUGGCGAUCCCGAAGUCGGUUCUCAAUCCCAAACCUGACAAUGAGCUUGUACUUUAUCGCAUACCUCGUUCGCUAAGCAUACCUGAAGAGGAAGAUAGCGUCCGGUCGGUGAUCGCAGAUGCGAGAGGGCGGGCAAGGGAGAAGAGUCUCGCAGAUGCGAAAGAAGCCGAAGAGGAGGAAGAGACGAAUUCAUCGGGCCUCGACGAUACAUGCAUACAUGCCACACCGUGGAGGAACAUCCAUACCAACGAGCCUGAUGAUACACUAUAUGAUGCCAUGGAGAUCGACUGACAGUUGGAUCGUUUCCAUGACCAGCGUCAGAUAAACUUUUCCACUAUAUGCCGAAAGUCGGCGUUCAUUUACUGAUCUAUGAUGCAGCUAUAGUUUACAUAGAUAUGACAGCGUUUCAAUAGACAUCUUUUUGCAAACCCCUGAUUAGAUCCUCUCAAGUUGGUGUAGCACGAGGAGCUUUCAUUCUCGAUAAUGCCACAAUUGUGCUGUACAUACAGCCACUCAGCUCCCCGGUCCGAGAUAAGUCAUUUCUGGCAGCAGUCGAUGGUGUAGUUAUGACUUCUUGCUGGGCAACGGAGUCGGCAUAGCGUAGAUGGGUUGGCCGACAUGAAAAAAAGCCCAGAUGGCCGGUUAAAGUUCGUCCUGGGCGCGUCGAAAUAAGCGCUCGUGCCUGCUCCAGACGUACCUCUCACUACUUAACUGACCCAAAUGCGCCUAUUGUAGGGGACUUGUUUCCACCCGCGCCCUGACUGAAGGGGUACUCAGGCACUUGAGCUCCGAUAUAAAGCCAGGAGCCUAGAACAAAUAGUCGAUGGCCUGUCCCGCCCUUUUGUCCAUCGGGGAUCAUGGACAACCUGAUAUGAUUUCUUCAAAAUCACCUUAAAAGGCUUUCUUUCAGAGAAACUUUCCUCCGGAAAAGCGAGAGGAGAUAUUCGAAGAAGACUUGUUGAGCAAUUCUCGGCGUUGCGCAUGAUUGAUUCUGGUCGGGCCACGAAUGUCCUUUUCCUUGUCAAACGGUCGUGCACUCGGAUCGUCUUUCUCAAUGUCAGACGCCUUUGUCUGGUGCUUUGAGUAGAGCGAUUUGCUUCGAACUUUUUCCUGUAUAUU
Messenger RNA from Coccidioides immitis RS, 1575 nucleotides. RefSeq lists its product as uncharacterized. The transcript is spliced from 2 exons. NCBI's taxonomy places the organism in Eukaryota, Fungi, Ascomycota, Eurotiomycetes, Onygenales, Onygenaceae. The record is from RefSeq and is a predicted model, not a curated record. Bases 121 to 747 code for a protein of 208 amino acids.